Messenger RNA from Danio aesculapii, 7086 nucleotides. RefSeq names its product anoctamin 6 (gene ano6). Gene Ontology annotation, cellular component: plasma membrane. Bases 170 to 2905 code for a protein of 911 amino acids. The transcript is spliced from 20 exons. The record is from RefSeq and is a predicted model, not a curated record. Lineage: Eukaryota; Metazoa; Chordata; Actinopteri; Cypriniformes; Danionidae. Gene Ontology annotation, biological process: chloride transmembrane transport; calcium activated phosphatidylserine scrambling; calcium activated phosphatidylcholine scrambling. Gene Ontology annotation, molecular function: protein dimerization activity; chloride channel activity.
CCACUCGCUUUCAGCAAGUUCAGACUGGUGGGACAAACUUUUGUUGCUAUUGUUGCUCGUAUCACGUCCUGACAUCCUUCGGAGUGUUUCUGCGCCCAUUCGGCGAUCUACAAACUCUGUUUUUGCAUCUCAAUCUGAUUUCUGCAGUGUUUUGUGGAGAGUUUACAGCAUGAGUGAAACAGAAGACAAUGACAUUCUUGAGAUGGACUCGGAUACAGAUGAAGGAGACGUUGAGAUGGCUGAUAUGAUCGACUCUAAGACGGUGCAAACAUGCAGAACUACGCCAAAAGGUUCAGAUGUGCCAAAAGUGGAGUUCAAUGGGAACCCAGACUGCCUGUUUUUCAACGAUGGAAAGCGAAGGAUCGACUUUGUUUUGGUGUAUGAGUAUGAGGAGUCUAAAAAUGGAUCCAACAAAAAAGCCUCCGUUAUGAGGAGAAAAAAAAGGCGAAGAGAGUUUUUCGAAGGAAGCCUGAUGAAUCAGGGAUUGCAUCUGGAAAUGACACAAUCCGUAGUGGAUGAGAAGCUUUUCUAUGUGAAAUUGCACAUGCCGUUCGAUGUUCUGUGUGCAAAUGCUGAACUCCUGCAUAUUAAACUGCCCAUCAAAAGCAAUGACCUCCGUACACAAUCCUCCAAGCACAACUGCUGCACUAAACCAUUCUACCCUAAUGAGGACGUGAUUGGCAAAGAGCCGGACUACUUCACGGCGCCCUUCAGGAAAGAUCUGCUAAACCGUUUUCAGCUGAAGGAAAGAGAGGGCAGGGAGUUAUUUACACCGACCAUGAGGAGUAGAAUGGUGUAUUAUAUCCUCAGCCGAGCGGCGUAUGAGAUGAAAGGAGAAAAUAAGAAGUUUGGGAUCACAAAGCUGCUUGCUGGAGGCGUCUAUAAGGCUGCGUAUCCAUUACAUGAUUGCAGGUUUAAUGUGAAGUCUAAAGAGGAGGACUGUCCCAAUGAGCGUUAUCUGCUGUACAGCGAGUGGGCGCAUCCUAAAAACUUCUACAAGAUGCAGCCGCUGGACCUGAUCAGGAAGUAUUUCGGUGAGAAAAUCGGCAUUUAUUUCGCCUGGUUGGGUUUCUACACGGUCAUGUUGAGCCUCGCUGCUGCGUUCGGACUCGGCUGUUUCAUAUACGGAUACAGAAGCAGAGAGAGCAGCACAUGGAGCAAAGAGGUGUGUGACCCUGAUAUUGGUGGACAGAUUGUCAUGUGCCCGCAGUGUGAUAAUAACUGUCCAUAUUGGAGACUCAACACCACGUGCGAGUCCUCGAAAAGGCUGUGUGUGUUUGAUAACUUUGGGACUUUAGUGUUUGCUGUCUUCAUGUCUGUUUGGGUGACUCUGUUUUUGGAGUUCUGGAAACGUUAUCAGGCCAGACUGGAGUACGACUGGGACACGGUGGAGUUUCAGCAGCAGGAAGAGCAGCCCAGGCCUGAAUAUGAGGCCAGAUGCACCUAUGAACGAUUUAGUCCUAUCACACAGUCUAAUGAGAAGGUGCCAUAUACAGCUUGUGGGAAGUGCAUGAGAGUGUCGUGUGGCAUUGGCACUGUGCUUUUCUGGAUUCUGUUGAUCGUAGCGUCAGUGGUCGGGGUGAUUGUGUAUCGUUUGGCGAUGUUUAUGGUGUUCUCGAUGCAACUGCGCUCUGAUCUCAAUAGAAAAGAGCUGGAGCCGUUCAGAGAGUACAUCACGCCUCAGAUGGCCACAUCCAUCACCGCCUCCAUCAUCAACGUCAUCAUCAUCAUGAUCCUCAAUAACGUCUACGAGAAAGUGGCCGUCUGGAUCACAGACUUCGAGCUGCCACGAACGAAAACAGAGUAUGAGAACAGCCUGACGCUCAAGAUGUUCCUCUUUCAGUUCGUCAAUUUUUACUCGUCCUGUUUCUACAUCGCGUUCUUCAAAGGGAAGAUUGUUGGUUAUCCAGGAGAACCCGUCUACUGGUUAGGAAAGUUUCGCAAUGAGGAGUGUGAUCCCGGUGGCUGUUUGACUGAACUGACCACUCAGCUGUCAAUCAUCAUGACUGGAAAGGCCGUCUGGAACAACAUACAGGAAGUCCUGCUGCCGUGGCUGAAGAAUCUGAUGUUUCGCCAUUGCACUCAGGUGGGAUCAGAAAAAGUGAUUCCUCGCUGGGAACAAGACUAUCAGCUCCAGCCGAUGGGAACACUCGGCCUGUUUUAUGAAUAUCUGGAGAUGGUGAUCCAGUUUGGCUUUGUGACUCUGUUUGUGGCGUCUUUCCCACUGGCUCCUCUUCUGGCGCUGGUCAAUAAUCUGUUUGAGAUCCGUGUGGACGCCUGGAAGUUCACCACUCAGUUUCGUAGGAUUGUCCCAGAGAAAGCUCAGGACAUCGGCGCCUGGCAGCCCAUCCUGCAGGGGGUGACCAUUCUGGCGGUGGUCACUAAUACUGCCAUCAUCGCCUUCACUUCUGACAUGAUCCCUCGUCUGGUUUAUUAUUGGGCUUUUUCUGUCAGUCCUUACGUAGAGAACUCAAACCACACCAUGGCCGGCUUCAUCGACAGCUCUCUGUCUGUUUUCAACAUUAGUCACUUUAACAUUACAACCAGACCUCGAGACGACAUCAAGCCUGUCUGGUUCAACAACAUCACCACAUGCCGGUAUCGAGAUUACAGGAAUCCCCCCGAUCAUCAGAACCCAUAUCAGUUCAAUGUUUAUUACUGGCACGUCAUCGCUGCCAAACUGGCUUUCAUGAUCGUGGUUGAGCACAUUGUGUAUUUCACCAAGUUCAUGCUGUCCUACUUGAUCCCGGAUGUUCCUGAAGCUCUGAACGAGCAGAUCAAACGUGAGCGAUUCCUGACGCGGGACAUCCUAAACAAUACCCAGUUGACAAACCUAAUGAAACCCAUCCGAGAGAAACUGCAGACGGACGCGGCUGACUUCACUGAGCUGGAGGAGCUGAUAUAACGACACAGUGAUGUAAAGCACAACUCAAUCCCAACACUGCAUACACUCUAGGAAAUAUCUCUUAAUGCACAGUUGCCUUAUUUAGGGAUUCACAUGUGUUUUCUGGUUACUUAUUUAGUUGUGAAUUGCAUUAUGGGAUGUUGAUCUGUGCUCUGUACGCAUUUAGAGUUGAAAGAUCCACUCUGCAGUUUAACAAAGUGACUUUUACUGACAUUUUAGUAGCUUGAAAUAAUAUAUAGAGAUAAAUAAGUGUGUAAAAUAAGAGAAAACGUGCUGGUAGUUUAUUACAAGGUGUUUGUAGCGUAAUAUACAACAACAUCCCAGACAAUAGAGCACUUUAAACUAUUAAAAACGUCAAUAAGUCACGUUUUACAGCUUUUAAGGUUAACAUUUUUUGGAAGAAAGAUCAAGAUCCCAUAAUGCAACUCAAAUAACAAAAUAUGGGCGGCAUGGUGGCUCAGUGGUUAGCACUGUGGCCUCACAGCAAGAAGGUUGCGGGUUCGAGUCCCAGCUGGGUCAGUUGGCAUUUCUGUGUGGAGUUUGCAUGUUCUCCCCGUGUUGGCAUGGGUUUCCUCCGGGUGCUCUGGUUUCCCUUCACAGUCCAAACACAUGAACUACAGGGGAAUUGAUCAACUAAAUUGGCCGUAGUGUAUGAGUGUGUGUGUGAAUAUGAGUGUGUAUGGGUGUUUCCCAGUACUGGGUUGCAGCUGGAAGGGCAUCCGCUGUGUAAAACAUAUGCUGGAAUAGUUGGCGGUUCAUUCUGCUGUGGCGACCCCUGAUAAAAAGGGACUAAACCAAAGGAAAAAUGAAUGAGUGAGUGAGUGAAUCUUUCAUUGCAGCCAAACUAAAAGAAAUACUUUUAUAAUUCUUUCAUAGACUUUUAAGAAAGACUUUCUCCAGAAGUCAGUAUUAGAAACAAUUUCUUGCUCUGUUAAACAUCACUUGAAAAUAAGUGACGUUUCACCAACUAAUUUCGAGAGGAGCAUGUGAUAUGAUUGAUCGCAGCUGGUCUCUCAUCUUUAAUCAUUAGUUAACCAAUCAGAUUAAUCCAAACUCACUAUAAGUGUCUGGCUAAAGCUGCGGUCACACUGGGCUUGUCCUCCCAUAGACUCCCAUUCAUACGCACGCGAAUGCGUCAGACCGGAAACGCAAGGUCAUGCAUCAAAUUUCGCCGGUUGCUGGGGUGCAAAGUUCAAGCUUGGUGAACUCUGACCUGCGAAAUCGAAUCAUUUGACUGCGUGAAACCAAUCGAGGAUCAAAACAUGACCUCUCUGGACAGAAAUGUAAAAUAAGGACCAAUUGCUUGCGUUUUUUAAUGUCUAAUUAUCUUGUUUAAUCUCGCCCUUUUUCUUAGUGCCGUACGACAGAAUUUCGCAAGCUCAAACUCUAGUGUGACUGUGGCUUAAAACUACCUCUUAUCUUCGUUUUCCGGAAAAAAAAAACAUCCACCCCAUCUCCCCCUUUCUCUCCAGAACUACCUGAUCUUGUACUCCCCUUACAUGCUCAUUGACCAGGCAGGAGCCCUGGGCCCAAUUAUCUCUGAGUGCAGGGUUCUCUCCCGGGACAGCAUGUCAAACCUGCUAUUAUUAUCAAGCAAUAUCUAAUUAUGAACUCUUGAAUUAAAUUUUGUCUAAAACUGUAUAUCAAGCCACGUUUCAGAAACCGCUCUGUCAUUAUAACUCCUCUUAUUAAAUUACCAGCCGUGCUUUUGACAAUCAGAAUAUGAAGAGUUCAGAUGCAGAAACCUCUAAAUGCCAUCUGAAAUCUUCUUCUUAAAUGAGCUUUUUAUCAGGCUGAUAUGUGUAGGUUCAGUCAUUUUAUUUCUGUGGUUGGCACCAGUGGUGUAGUGGUUAGCGAUUUGACACAUGCACUCCGGUGCUCACGGUGACCUGAGUUCGAUUCCCACCUCGUGGUCCUAUGCCGAUCUUUCCCCUCUCUGUGCUCCCCAUGAUUUCCUGGCAAUAAUCUCUACUGUCCUAUACAUUAAAGGUAAACACCCCCACCUCAAAAGAAAAGAUGUUACUUUUAUGGCAAAAAUUAAGUUAUUUCAAAGGUCUUUAAGUGAAGUUUAUUAUAAACAAAUUUCGAGAGGAUCACGUGCUUAUGAUUGUUCACAGCUGUUCCAGCAUUAGCUCAUGACUAAUUACCCUAUCAGAUGAUUCCUAACUCACUUUAAAUAACCAGAGUUUUCUCAUCUCAAUAUCUUCGUCUUGAAGAACCCCCCCACCCCCCACCCAACCCUACUUUCCCUCCUUUCAAACAGGCGACACGGUGGCCAGUGAUUAGCACUGUUGCCUCACAGCGAGAAAACCCCUGGUUUAAAUUCCCUUCCAAACCAUGCGACAUUUCUGUGCGGAGUUUUGCUCGUUCUCCCCGUGCUCGCGUGGGUUUUCCCCGGGUCCUCCGGUUUCCUCCCACAGUUCAAAAACAAGCACCCUAAACAAUUAAUCCAAAAUAUUUACAGCCAAGCUCUGAGUACACCUCUUCUCAGCAUCCAUAUCUGACACUUAGCUAUAAUAAGCGAGGGGGGAGUCAUCGAGAUCUACCUGAGCUCAAUCUCUCCUCUCGCCCUGCAACGGGAGGGAGCCCAGAGCUCGAGGAUCUCAUAAGCUCAGGGCUCUCUCCCGGGACAGCAUGCUUUAUUUAAGCUUUAUUUUCAAUCACCAGUUAAGUGUGAACUCUUGAAAUGUGCAGUUGCGCCCCUGAUUAUAUCUUCAGUUGUUUGAUUAAGAUUAAAAACACAGACAUCAGGGAUCAGAUGUUCUUACUUUAAGGAGGGAAAGUAGGGUUGGGUGGUGGGGGGUGUUCAAGACGAAGAUAUUGAGAUGAGAAAACUCUGGUUAUUUAUAGUGAUGGGAAAAUGUGUGUCUGUAACUUUCACAUUGUUCUGCGUCUUAAAGUAAGGGCUCUCUCCCGGGACAGCAUGCCAAACAAGCUUUAUAAUCAAUCACCAGCUAAGUGUGAACUCUUGAAAGUAAAAUAAAUCAACAUAAAGAAAGGAGGCUGAGAAAAAGGUUCAUUUUGGACUGAAAUAUCAGAUGGCACACAGCUUUUUGAAUCUGAACUCUUCAUAUAAUUUUCAUUUUCCAAAGGACCAUGCAAAAAAGUAGCAUCACUUUAAGGAUUUAAGUAUUAAUUCUGACUACUCACCUGUGGAUUAUUACCUGCCUAUUAUAAAGAUAUUAGCUGUUUAUUAAUACUUAUAAAGCACAUACUCUGCAUGAUCUUAUUCUACAUUUCACAGCCAAUACUCAAACUAAACUACUACCCUAAAAACUAAUAAUAAGCAGCAGAUGAAGAGAUAAUAUAGGCAAAAGUCACCGUUAAUGAUAACAGAUAUAGAUAACAGUAAUUAAUACUCCUUCCUUGUAUUAUGUGAAGUAUUUAAUUAUUAGGGUUUCAUUAGUUAACAUGAACUAAUCUCCUUAAUAUGUCGUUUCAGAAUUCGCUGUUACAUCAUUAAAGUCAAAUGUGGUUUGUAAACAUUAUUAAAUUAAUUAAUCAAUAAUUGUUCAUAGAUUUUAAUGUAUUAACAUAAGUAUUGCUCGUUAUUAGUUACUUUGAUAAUUAUUGAACCCCAUAAUAUGCAUUGAGUUGCAUAAUACUGAUAUAUAUAAUACAAUAUAUAUUAUUAGAAGCAGAUAUGUUAACCACUUCACAAUAUACACAAUCUGCUAGAGACUAUGAAAGAUAUAUAUUUGACUAUCAAUAUAACACUGACAAAUGAGUUUCUAUAAAGUAAACCCAGCACUUAAUAUCUUUUAAAGGUAUGUAUACUAACAAAAACCAGAUUUAUUGAGCUGUACUGUUGUGUUUAUGGUGUUUAUCUACCUUGGAGUAUAUGAAUAUGGUAUUUGUGAUUAAGGUUUGUUCUGUUAAUAAUAUGAGAGUAUUUCCAUAAUACUGUCACACAUGAUACUGUGAGCACAAGAUGUCAUUCUUUAGAUUUUUAUUUUAAUUUUACUCAUGGUUUGUUUGUGAAUAUUACAUUUUGGUUUGUUACAUAUUUGUUAAAUGUGAUGUUUAUAUAUAUACACCUAUAUUUGCACUUAUAUUGACUCCUUUUUUUAUAGAAAGAAAUAAACGGGUACUGUUGUACAGUGUUGAACGGUUUAUUGACAGCUGUUCAUUUGAGGGCUCUAACUACAAUCAAUUAAACGUUUCAUUUAUUUUUUAUCCUG